This is a messenger RNA of Exophiala bonariae, 972 nucleotides long. RefSeq lists its product as uncharacterized. The record is from RefSeq and is a predicted model, not a curated record. Gene Ontology annotation, molecular function: aldose reductase (NADPH) activity. Gene Ontology annotation, cellular component: cytosol. The transcript has a single exon. Bases 1 to 972 code for a protein of 323 amino acids. NCBI's taxonomy places the organism in Eukaryota, Fungi, Ascomycota, Eurotiomycetes, Chaetothyriales, Herpotrichiellaceae.
AUGGCACUCAAUCGAACCUUCACUCUCAACACGGGGGCUAAAAUCCCCGCAGUAGGAUUCGGAACGUGGCAGGCAAAGCCCCACGAGGUCGAGGAUGCAGUUGAAAUUGCGCUCAAGGCCGGCUACAGGCAUAUCGACUGCGCCGCGAUCUACAGAAACGAAACUGAAGUCGGAGCAGGAAUCAUGAAAAGUGGUGUCGAUCGCAAGGACAUCUUCAUUACUUCCAAGUUAUGGAAUACCAAACACGAUCCGAAGGAUGUCGAGCCCGCUCUAGAUACGUCACUAAAAGAUCUCGGUGUCGACUAUGUCGACCUUUACCUCAUGCACUGGCCUGUGGCUUUUGCAUCUGGCGAUCGGUGGUUUCCAUUGACCGAGGAAGGGGUUUUCAGAUUGUCGGAUGUGUCGAUUCUAGACACGUGGAAGGCGAUGGAGAAAUUGUUGAAGACAGGAAAGACUCGUGCUAUUGGAGUGUCCAAUUUCAACAUUCGCCGUUUAGAGGAGCUUCUCGCAGGUAGCGACGUCGUUCCAGCUGUCAAUCAGAUUGAGCGACACCCGUACAUCCAGCAGCACGACCUUCUGAAGUUCUGCAACGACAAAGGUAUUCUGGUUCAGGCAUACAGCCCGCUCGGCAAUAACAUCACAGGCGAACCCAAGACUGUUGAUGAUGCCGAGGUGCACGCCGUCGCCAAAUCUCUCGGGAUUGACCCAGGUCAGGCACUCAUCAGUUGGGCUGUUCAACAGGGCACGGUGGCAUUGCCUAAAAGUGUUACAGCAAAGAGAAUUCAAGGUAACUUCCAGGAUUCGAUCCUCCCAGAUGAUGCCUACGAGAAGCUGAACUCCCUGGAGCGACACAAGAGAUUCAAUUUCCCAGCACGUUGGGGUACGGACAUCUUCGAUGAGAUUGGACAAGAGAAAGCCUCACAAAUCGCACAGGAGUCUGCUGAGUCGAAUCUGAAGAACUUUACUGUGUAG